AUGUCUACAUCGGCUAAAAGGGUCUAUUACUAUAAAGUCGGAUAUGAAACAAGGAAGAAAAACGUUGUGGAAUUAUGCAAAUUAGGAGUUAAAAGCAUCCUCAGUAAAGCAGCCCUUGGAUCAAUUGAUGAUAGUAGCACAGAAUUACAAAAUUUUUGUGUCGCAGUGGAACAGAUGUUAACACUAGGACUAAAAGGUGUUAAACCUUGGGCAAUGCACGAUACCAGCAUUACAUUUUGGAAUUAUAUAAGAGAUGCAUGUAAGGGAAUACCGCAAAAUUGUAUUGCUAGUAUCUCACAAAUGUCCAAUCCAAAAACACCGAAAGGAAAGGUAAGGGCUUGGAUUAGAAUGGCACUGAUGGAGAAAAGAUUAUCAGAAUACUUAGCAACAGCUGUACAAAAUAAUUAUCUAACGAGGUUACACUACCACGAUGAUGCAAUAAUACUAACUGAAGAUGGUACCGUACUUAUUGGCUAUUUUAACUCAUUGAAAACUGUUGAUUUUACCUUAUUCCUUAAGAAUACAGACUUAGAUUUGCAAAAUACAUUAGAGAUCAAUUAUAUUCCAUAUUUAACCUUCAAGGAAAAUUCAAAUUCUGGAGCCUCCAACGAUUAUGAAAGAGUUACUCUUUCUGCACAAGUUACUACUGUGUCCGAAAGUGAGGGUAAGAAACAAUCGGAUGUCAUAGAGAAACAGUUGAAAGCCAAAUUGGAUGAUUUAGAGAAGAAAUAUCUGAGAAUGUCAGAGCAAAAGAACUAUUUAGAGGAAAUAUUGAGACAGAAAGAUAGUAAAAUUAAGGAAGCUGUAUCACAACAAGUGAGGUUAAUGGAUAGAUUAACCACCAUAGAGAAGAAAGCAACGGAAGAAAAGCGAGAAAUGGAAGAAUUAAUUGAUGAAUUGCAAGAGGAAUUGAACUAUUAUAAAAACCUUACUGGAAAUAACGUUUCUAGACAAAGCAUACCGCAGCAAAUAAGCGGGGAAUAUCACGCAGAUGUCUACAAUCCUCAACCUCAACAACCUCCUUAUACGCAAGAUUAUCGAAUUCCACCGGCAGAAGAGUUGCAAGACUAUAACCAAAAUGAUAACUAUUCGGAAGAUUCAUUUCAAAUGAAUCAACAUAACUAUUCGUCGAAGGAAAGUUUGAAUGAACUAGAUCAUAAUCAGCUUGAUAAUCAAGUUUCAACAAAUAAUCCUCCAAAUGAAACUGAAACGCAUCACAUUACUGAUGAUGUUACAGCUUCAACGAAUAAUCCUCCAAAUGAAACUGAAACGCAUCACGUUACUGAUGAUGUUAUAGUUUCAACGAAUAAUCCCCCAAGUGAAACUGAAACACAUCACGUUACUGAUGAUACGCCAGAAAAAGAAUCAAAUCGUAAUGAUAAUGAAAGUGAACAUAAUGCUUAA
Molecule: messenger RNA, 1404 nt
Organism: Trichoplax adhaerens
Lineage: Eukaryota; Metazoa; Placozoa; Uniplacotomia; Trichoplacea; Trichoplacidae
Exons: 10
Coding region: 1-1404 (467 amino acids)
Source: RefSeq, a predicted model, not a curated record